AAAAAUUAAAUCAUCUAAAAUAUAAAUUAUGGCCGAAGCACAAACUUCAACUACUACUACUACUACUACUAGUACUACUACUAGUAAUCCACUUUUUGAUAAAUUUACUGAAGAAGAGAAGAAAAAGGUGGAAGAACUUAAAACUCAUCUUCCCGAUAUUUUAAAAGGAGCUGAUGUACAAAAUUAUACUCUAUGGGGUGUUGAAUUGAAUAAAGAUUCCAAUGAUAGAAGAUUAGAAGUUAUUCUUAUUAAAUUUUUAAAAGCCAGAAAUUUUGAAAUAGAUCAAGCAAAAGAAAUGUUGAUAAAAUCAAUUAAAUGGAGGAUUGAAUUUAAAACUGGUGAAAUACUUUCCGAAACUUUUCCUGCCUCAAUAUUUGGAAAAGUAGGAUUCUUUCAUAAACAUGAUAAAGAAAAUCGUCCAGUUACUUAUAACCUUUAUGGAGGUCUUGAUAAUAAUCAAGUUUUUGGAGAAUUGGAACGAUUCAUUAGAUGGCGCGUACAAUUAAUGGAAAAAGGAAUUCAAUUAUUGGAUUUUGUUAAUGUUGAUCAAAUGAUUCAAGUACAUGAUUAUAAUUUAGUCGCUUAUGCAAAUUAUGAUAGUACUGUUAAAAAUGCAAGUAAAAAUGUUACUCAAGUUUUACAAGAAAAUUAUCCUGAAUUUUUGGCGGCGAAAUUUUUUGUUAAUGUACCUUGGUGGGGAGAUAUGAUGUUUAAAUUUGUUUCAAUGUUCUUGUCUGAACAAACAAAAAAGAAAUUUAUCGUAACUUCCGCUGGUGGCGUCAAAGAUUCUAUGUUAAAUUUAAUUCCUGAGGAAAAUUUACCUACUAUUUAUGGUGGUAAAAGUGUUAUUCCUGAACUUGAAGAAAAAUCUGAAGGUGAUAAACCUAAAGUUGAUGAACCUGAACCUAAAAAUGAUAAACCAACCGAAUAAGUUGUUCAUAAGUAUUAUAAUAUAAUUUAUCAUUUUAUGUUGUAUUUGUUACUAAAUAGUAUAGGUAAAUAUCUAAAAAAAAAAAAGGCGCGAGAAGAAUAUAUAUGUAUUAUAUAAAUUAGUAUAAUUCUACAUUAGAUCACAUGAUUGAUGUGUGACAAGCGUGUAAAAAAAAUUGUGCAAUCCCUUCUUCCUUUAUUAAAAAAUCUAUAUCUAUAAUCUAUAUACUUUUAUACAUUCUUUGUUAAAAGAGAAAUAAAACUUUAUCAUCUGAUUACUUACAAUAGUAUUCUAUUUUUUUUUUUGAAUACUAAUUAUAAUAAUCAGAAUUA
This is a messenger RNA of Rhizophagus irregularis DAOM 181602=DAOM 197198, 1263 nucleotides long. RefSeq lists its product as uncharacterized. Gene Ontology annotation, molecular function: lipid binding. The record is from RefSeq and is a predicted model, not a curated record. Lineage: Eukaryota; Fungi; Glomeromycota; Glomeromycetes; Glomerales; Glomeraceae.